Molecule: messenger RNA, 1353 nt
Organism: Trypanosoma rangeli
Lineage: Eukaryota; Euglenozoa; Kinetoplastea; Trypanosomatida; Trypanosomatidae
Product: dihydroceramide synthase
Exons: 1
Coding region: 1-1353 (450 amino acids)
Biological process (GO): ceramide biosynthetic process
Cellular component (GO): endoplasmic reticulum; membrane
Molecular function (GO): sphingosine N-acyltransferase activity
Source: RefSeq, a predicted model, not a curated record
AUGGAGGCCCCGGGUAUCGCCGAGGGUGCAAGAGGAGUCCCGGCAAACAUGUACGCGAUGCCGCUUAGCCGCGCCAUGGAGUACGGCUUUGUGGCGCACUACAACCACACCGGCGACCCCGCGACGGACCGGCACGCGAACAACCUCAGCUUCACGAGCGAGCAGCUUUGGUGGCUGGCGACGAACCCCUUGUCGCUGCAGGUGCACUUGAACGGCUGGGGCGGUGUCGGGUGGGACGCAGCGGCGCUGCCGCAGCUGCUGCCGGCUUUGGUGUGGGCCGCCAUGCUCGUCGUGGCCCGCUUCUUUUUCCGGCGGGAGAUCGCGCGGCUCGGCCUGUACCUGCAGGUGGUGGUGCCGAGCAGCGGCCCCAAGCGGGUGGACGAAGGCAGUGGCGCCAAGGCGGCCCACCUGAGCCGGGGGCAGCGCAACAAGCUGAGGAAGUUCCAGACCCAAGUCUGGCUUGCCGUCACCUACACCGCGUCGACCCUGUUUGGGUACAUGGUGCAGCGGGACGAGCUGUGGUUUGGGCUCCCGCUCAGCGAGGCCAACCGCAUCAACAUCCUUUCGCCGCACCCGUACCGCCCUGGGCUCUGGCUGCUGCUCUACUACCAGUACGGUCUCGGCUUCUACCUUGCGGAGUGUUUCUUGCAUCUUGUGGACCGCGACAUAAAGCGCUCGGACUUCUUGGAGUACCUCGUCCACCACGUCGUGACCAUCGCCCUCAUCGUUCUCUCGCACUGCAGCUACGAGCACCGCUUUGGUGCCUAUGUUCUCUUCAUCCACGACGUCAGCGACGUCUUGCUCGCAGUGAGCAAGGCGCUGAGCUACGUCGUGAAGGCGGCGGAGGAGCGGGAGCAGAGAGCCGCGAGAAACGGAGGAAGGCGCACUGGGCCCGCAGAGGCCCCGGCAUGCCGCCUGUACAAACUCGUCUUCAGCAACACAACGGUGCUCAUCUGCUUUGCCGCAUUCGCGGUGUCGUUUUUCUUCCUGCGCCUCGUUUGCCUGCCGACCCUCGCGUUGGCCAGUGCUGGGCUUGCGGUGAAGCUGCGCACGUGCACAGUGUGCUACUGGGUUUUGGUGUUUCUCCUGCAGGUGGUGCUGCAGGGGCUGCAAGUGUACUGGUUUUCGUUGAUUGUGAGGCUGGCGGUGCAAAUGAUUUUUGGUGGCCCGCUCACGGACAUCCGCUCCGAGGACGACGAGGAGGACGACGAGGACGAGGAAAAAAUGACGGCGUCGUCGAGGAAAACGGCGGAUGGAAAGGCGCUGUGGAGUGCGCAUUGGCGUCCAGUUGCCUGCCUCUCUGUGGUUUUCACGAUGAGUAUGCUUUUUUGCGUUGGCCUCUUAGUUGAUUAG